Thamnophis elegans (Western terrestrial garter snake) is the source of this 828-nucleotide messenger RNA. Its product is annotated as olfactory receptor 2D3-like. Gene Ontology annotation, biological process: G protein-coupled receptor signaling pathway. The record is from RefSeq and is a predicted model, not a curated record. Gene Ontology annotation, molecular function: G protein-coupled receptor activity; olfactory receptor activity. Lineage: Eukaryota; Metazoa; Chordata; Lepidosauria; Squamata; Natricidae. Gene Ontology annotation, cellular component: membrane.
AUGGAAAACAUUUUGGACACAAAAAAAGAAAACCAGACAAGCAUCACAGAAUUUAUCCUUCUGGGUUUUGGGAAUCUCCAAGAACUGCAGCCUCUCCUUUUCUGCUUCUUCUUGAUGAUUUAUCUGAUGACAAUAAUUGGAAAUAUCCUCAUCUUCCUGCUUGUUAUGGCUGAUCAGCUCCUUCAUACUCCAAUGUACUUCUUUCUGGCAAAUUUAUCAUUUCUGGAUACCUGUUAUAGCUCUACCUUGCUGCCUAAAAUGUUGUCAAACUUUCUGAGUGCUGAGAAAACUAUUACUGUGAAUGGAUGUCUAGCUCAAUAUCAUUUCUUUUGUCUUAGUGGAGCUACAGAAGCAUAUCUUUUGGCUGUAAUGUCAUAUGAUCGCUAUUCAGCAUUUUGUAGACCUCUGUUCUACCCUUCUAUUAUGAAUAAGAAUUUUUGUUUCCAUGACACAACUUUAUUUGAACUCUUCACUUUUUGCAUGACCAUCAUUUUCACAAUUCCUCCAUUUCUUUUGACCCUCACUUCUUACAUUUGCAUCAUUGUCAGUAUCGUCAAAAUAAAUUCCACCAUCGGAAGGCAAAAAGCCUUCUCAACCUGCUCCUCUCACCUCUUGGUAGUUUCUUUCUAUGGCACAUCAGUCAUUGUCUAUACAUUGCCAGAUACCUCCUCCCUAAAACAUCUCAACAAAUUCUCUGUUUUCUAUACUGUUGUUACUCCUCUGCUCAAUCCACUGAUCUAUUCUUUAAGAAACAAAGACAUUCACAAAGCGCUAGGACGAUUUUUAAAUAAAGUGUUAAUUUUUGGCAUGAAUCACCCAAAGCUGUAA